AUGUCUGAAGAACAAAAACCAGUUGAACCUAAGGUCGAAGAAGGUGCUAAGGAUGCCGUCGCUGAAGCCAAGGCGGGGGCUACUGUGGCCAAGAAGGACGCUGAACCUGUCGCUAAGAAAGUUCAGAAAUCCUUCAACAAGAAGACCUCUUAUGACCGCGGUAAGCGCAAUAGAAAAGGUCAGGGCAGUGAGAAGAGCUUUGUUGGUCUAUUAAAGUCCUCCAAUUUCAAGGAAAAGGCCAAGGAUUCCGAAAUUCUCGACAGACUUCCCGCCUUCAAUGGUACAAAUCUCAGACUAGGCGAAAUCGCACGUUACGAUGAAGAAUCCUUGAGAAAAAUGUACAUUUCAGGUAGUUUCAAGCCUCUUCAAUUCAACGAGCUUUACUCCAAACCAGUUACUUUAAUAAGAUCCUUGGAAACUGCAAAAUUGGCAAAGUUUUACUCCUCCUGUCUUUCCAAUCAGACUUCUUCGACCAAUAGGAUGCUUAUAACUGGACCUCCAGGCGUUGGUAAAUCCACCAUUCUUUCCCAAUUCCAGGCCCUGGCUUUAGGAACUACUGGAAAUGCGAUCUUGCUUCCCAUAUCUGAUGCGGAAGCUCUAGUUGAUGGUUCUUCCGAUUUCAAACUCAAUUCAGUAACCGGAUUGUAUGAUCAACAAAUGUACGCUAAGACCCUCUUGAAGAAGAUUAUAGCCGUCAAUAAACCUUAUCUAUCUGAUUUGAAGCUCUCAGAAGAUUUCGUUCCUAUUUAUAGCACCAAAAAGUUGCAAGAGUCCCAGAAAUUGGAUAAAGACACCCACUCUUUGCUAGACUUGGCAUCUAUAGGUGCUACACAUCAGACUAAUUCUACUUACGUUUUCGUCAAGCUUCUCAAAGAAUUGUCUAGCCAGAAACAGUACCCAGUGUUUAUCACAAUAGAUAAUAUCUCUGCUUUUGUCCAAAAUGCGAUGACUAACUACAGAGAUGCAGAUAAUGUUCCUAUUCACUUCCAGAAGUUUCAAUUGGCAAACACUCUAGUUGACUAUUUAAGCGGCGAUUCUACAUUCGUUAAAGGUGGUAUAGUUGCCUCCAUACGUGGCUCAGAUAAGCACGUUUCUAAUGAAACCAUAGCUGUGGGUCUCGGCUUGAAGCAACCAAAUUUGUAUAAGAAGUUUGCUGACUUUGAUAGACAAUUCGCUGACAAGUUGAUCAAGAACGGUGGUAUCAACCACUUGCCAGUCUCAAAGUUCUCCGUCGACGAGUGUCAGACCUUACUUUCUCAUAUGCUCGGAUGUAAUGUCAUUCAUAACGAGUAUCAAAUGGCUGAAGAAGUCGAGCUCCUUGGUCAAGAGGAAUACAUCACAAAGUUGGCUGAGAGAAAGUACUUGAUCUCUGGUAACGGUAAUGCUCGACUUCUUGUCGAGUCCUGUGUAUUGGCAUACGUUUAG
This is a messenger RNA of Brettanomyces nanus, 1425 nucleotides long. RefSeq lists its product as uncharacterized. Lineage: Eukaryota; Fungi; Ascomycota; Pichiomycetes; Pichiales; Pichiaceae. Gene Ontology annotation, molecular function: structural constituent of ribosome. The record is from RefSeq and is a predicted model, not a curated record. The transcript has 2 exons. Bases 1 to 1425 code for a protein of 474 amino acids. Gene Ontology annotation, cellular component: mitochondrial small ribosomal subunit.